Messenger RNA from Aspergillus steynii IBT 23096, 597 nucleotides. Its product is annotated as low-affinity Cu transporter. The transcript has 4 exons. The coding region runs from base 1 to 597 and encodes 198 amino acids. The record is from RefSeq and is a predicted model, not a curated record. Gene Ontology annotation, biological process: copper ion transmembrane transport. NCBI's taxonomy places the organism in Eukaryota, Fungi, Ascomycota, Eurotiomycetes, Eurotiales, Aspergillaceae. Gene Ontology annotation, molecular function: copper ion transmembrane transporter activity. Gene Ontology annotation, cellular component: membrane.
AUGGAUCACCACGCAAUGCAUCACGAUAUGGGCAUGGACCACGGCGGCCAUGGCGGCCACGGGGAUAUGGAUAUGGGUGACCAGUGUAGUAUGAAUAUGCUUUUCACCUGGUCCAGCAAAGGCCUCUGCAUUGUCUUCCGCCAGUGGCAUGUAACCGGGAUUGUUUCUCUUCUGGUGUCCUUGGUCGUGAUCGUACUUUUGACGGCCGGGUACGAGGGCGUUCGUCAACUGACGAGGCGGUUUGAGGCCGCCCAUGCAAGACGGUUGAAUGCAUUUACGUCGUCGGCUUCGACGGGGGGCAAUGACUUCGCCGACGAUUCUGCCCCGAAUGGCCUCCCUUACCAUCCAGCGACUCACAUUCCCGACGAGAGCUCACCGCUACUUGUAGGCAGCGACAAUCGCCGGAAACUGGAGCAGAGGGGCAAGAUCGUCAUGGCCCUUUUGUAUGCCGUGCAAGUGUUCUAUAGCUUCUUUAUCAUGUUACUCUUCAUGACUUAUAACGGCUGGGUGAUGCUUUCCGUGGCUGUCGGUGCCUUCGUAGGAUAUCUGGUCUUCGGGGAAAAUACGUCGGCUGCUAAGACAGUGGCUUGUCAUUAA